GCUGGUGCACGGGCUGCGCGGGAGGGGUGUGGGCGCCAGUCAGGGACCCCCGCGCGGUCAGCGCGCGCUGGGGCGGGAGCUGGGGCCCAGCCGCGCGGGCGCCCGGCACACGUGACCCGGGUGGCCAGUGGGCCGCGCCGGCGGGCUUCCGCCUGCGGCGGGUGCGUUCUUCCUGAGUAUCUGCUUCCCAGCAGGCCCAGCUAAGUUCUAGCCGUCAGUGACAGAGCCGGGCGCCGGCGGCCCGAGCCCUCCCGGCAGCACCAUGCCCGCGCUCCUGGAGCGCCCCAAGCUUUCCAACGCCAUGGCCAGGGCCCUGCACCGGCACAUCAUGAUGGAGCGGGAGCGCAAGCGGCAGGAAGAGGAAGAGGUGGACAAAAUGAUGGAACAGAAGAUGAAGGAAGAACAGGAGAGAAGAAAGAAAAAAGAGAUGGAAGAGAGAAUGUCACUAGAGGAGACCAAGGAACAAAUUCUGAAGUUGCAGGAGAAGCUUUUGGCCCUCCAGGAAGAGAAGCACCAGCUUUUCCUUCAGCUCAAGAAAGUUUUGCAUGAGGAAGAAAAACGGAGGCGGAAGGAGCAAAGUGACCUGACCACUCUGACAUCAGCUGCUUAUCAGCAGAGCCUGACAGUUCACACAGGAACUCACCUCCUCAGCAUGCAGGGAAGCCCUGGAGGACACAAUCGCCCAGGCACCCUCAUGGCAGCUGACAGAGCUAAACAGAUGUUUGGACCUCAAGUGCUUACGACCCGGCACUACGUGGGCUCAGCCGCUGCCUUCACAGGGACCCCAGAGCAUGGGCAAUUCCAGGGCAGCCCAGGUGGUGCCUAUGGGACAGCUCAGCCCCCUCCUCACUAUGGACCCACACAGCCAACCUACAGUCCUAGUCAGCAGCUCAGAGCACCUUCAGCAUUUCCUGCAGUGCAGUACCUAUCUCAGCCACAGCCACAGCCCUAUGCCGUGCACAGUCACUUUCAGCCCACCCAGACAGGGUUCCUCCAGCCGGGUGGUGCCCUGUCCUUGCAAAAGCAGAUUGAACAUGCUAACCAGCAGACUGGCUUCUCUGAUUCAGCUCUGCAUCCAGCCCCUGGACUCCUUGCCUCCCCUCAGCUCCCUGUGCAGAUGCAACCAGCAGGAAAGUCAGGCUUUGCCACUACCAGCCAAGCUGGUCCUCGGCUGCCUUUCAUCCAACACAGCCAGAAUCCUCGGUUUUACCACAAGUAAAGUGUGCCUUCAGCAUACCCUUCCCUUUCUCCAUGGGUGAGAGUCUCCUCCAGACCAAUAAAAUGUAUCUACCACUGUCCCCUGGCUGUUUGUUUUGCUUCCCAAAGCUCAGUCAGUACACACUCAAUUCAAAUAAGCAACUGAGUUGGGGCUUCAUAUUAAACUUGUAGUUUUAUUCAGGUUCGAUUUUAACAAAUGUGUCGGGGAGAGAGCCCACAGGAAAGGGUGAAGCCCAUGGGGGCAAGGUCCCCUCCCUCCCUUCUCUUUCCCUCCCCCCAUACAAAGGGGUUUGGGAGACACAGACAGGGGAGGGGACUGGUCCCCAAUCUGCGGUGCUUGGGGUAAUGGGCUGUGGAGAUGGGACCAGACCAGGGACAGGGUGGGGGGGGGGGGGCAAAAGAAUCAUUUGCCAGAAUCCUCAGCAUUCUGAUUCCAAUUGAAUUAAAAAAAAAAACAAAACAACUCCCCCC
Molecule: messenger RNA, 1689 nt
Organism: Perognathus longimembris pacificus (Pacific pocket mouse)
Lineage: Eukaryota; Metazoa; Chordata; Mammalia; Rodentia; Heteromyidae
Gene: Gps2
Product: G protein pathway suppressor 2
Exons: 10
Coding region: 263-1219 (318 amino acids)
Biological process (GO): regulation of transcription by RNA polymerase II
Cellular component (GO): transcription regulator complex
Molecular function (GO): transcription coregulator activity
Source: RefSeq, a predicted model, not a curated record